Molecule: messenger RNA, 2976 nt
Organism: Cavenderia fasciculata
Lineage: Eukaryota; Evosea; Eumycetozoa; Acytosteliales; Cavenderiaceae
Gene: bre1
Product: RING zinc finger-containing protein
Exons: 11
Coding region: 1-2976 (991 amino acids)
Biological process (GO): translational initiation
Cellular component (GO): HULC complex; nucleus
Molecular function (GO): ubiquitin protein ligase activity; translation initiation factor activity
Source: RefSeq, a predicted model, not a curated record
AUGACCUCUAUUCAAAAUCUUACUUCAGCCGACCCCUUUGCCAAUGACACAAACUUAGGUGGAGAUACUAGUAUAUUGUAUAUUCACAUUCGUAUUUUCCAAAGAAGUGGACGUAAAGCUUUAACUACCAUUGAAGGUCUCCCAAAGGGUGUAGAUUUCAAGAAGAUUCUCAAGUUUUUCAAAAAGGAAUUCUGUUGUAAUGGAAGUCUUUUAGAGGACGAAACUAUAGGUACAGUUGUUCAACUCCAAGGUGAUCACAGAAAGGAAACUGCCCAGUUCCUCAUCGAAGAAUUGAUAUUUCAACAAACCAAACCAACAAAAUAUUGGAUUCAAGAUCUUAAACAUCAUCCAACUAGUAUUAUCGUUUUCAACAACACAACAUAUAAUCAUUUGCAUUCUACUACACUACCACCGCCAUCACCACCACCAUCAACAACAAUGGAUCAAACAUCUGAUGAUAAGAAACGUCCAUCAGAGGACAAUGGAACACCUUCUGGGCGUCCAACCAAACGCGCACUAUCUUCUUCCGAUUCACCUUCAACAAUUGCUCUUUCGGGUAGCUCCAAUGCAUUAAAUGCUAGUGGUCCAAAUGCUCCUGAUCAAAAUAUAUUACUAUUCCAAAAUCGAGCAAUGAAAAUCAGAGUAGAGGAACAGAAACAUGAAAUUAGUGAUAAAGAAGUCAAGAUUAGGAACAUGUCAUCGAAACUACAUACAUCUGAAGAGAUAAUGAGUACUCUUUGUAGAGUUUGGGAUCAAGUAUCAGCAAAAUUAGAUAUCGAUUCACCUUAUCAUGAUUUGAAUAAUAAUAAUAAUAACGAUUCACCAUCAUCAACAUCAAAUAUGAAUGGAACCAAUACAAAUAAUAAUAAUGGAACAAAUAAUAAUAGUAAUAAUAAUAAUAAUAAUAAUAAUAAUGGACCAAUUGAAUCAUCAUAUGGUUUUCUUGCAAGUUUUAUAUCUGAACCAUCACCAUUAGAUGAUGAUUAUAGUUUGGAAUUAUCACUUCAAAAUCGAAUCAAAAAGACACAAUCUACAUUCUCAAAGAUUGUUGAAUCUGUACUCAAAGAACAUUCUCUAUCAAAUACUGUAUUUCGUUUAUUAAAAUCAUCCAAAGAUAUAACAUCAAAUGAUUAUGAAAGAUUAUUAAAAGAUGAAAAUGAAAGAUUAUCAAAACAUAAUCAAAUUCUUCAAAAUGCAUAUGACAAGCUUCAAAUUCAGAUUAAAUAUCUAAAUGACCAAACGAGUCAUUUGGCAGACCAGUCAUCAAGCUAUCAAUUGACGAGUGAAGAGUUUAUCGACCUACAAAAGCAAUCGGAUGCCAGAUUGUUAGAGGCACGCAAAUUGCGAGAGGAAAAGGCCAACCUGCUCAAAGACCUCCAGCAGAUGCAAGUCGAGAUUCGCAACAUACCCGAGGAGAGAAUCCAACACACCAUGGGCUACUCGAUCCUCACCAAGCGAAUGGGCUUUAUGACCGAGGAGUUGGAGCAAAAGAGUGGUCUCUGUGCCAAGUUGCAGGCCGAUCUCAUCCAACUGUCCAACAGCAGACGUCAAGACCUUCAGAACCUCGAGACCACCGAAAUCAUGCGUCGUCAAACGGCCGAGAGAAGAAUCAACCAACUCGAGGCAGAGGCCACCGAAUUAAAGUCGGAAAAGGAGAAACUGAUUGAAAUCAUUGAACAUCGGAAUCCAAACGUUCCAUCGCAAGAAUAUAUUACCGAAUCUCGCAUGCUUCUCGAAUCAAAGGAUCAAGACAUUGCCAAAAUCAAAAAAGAAAUAGAAACUCUCAAGGAAAAUAUCGAAAAGUACAAAGACUAUAAACAACAAAUCAUCUUGGCCGAAGAAAAGGCAAAUAGACAAAUAGAAGUAAAGAAUUUGGAAAUUAAAGAAAUUAUGGAAAAAUUAAGAGAAACUACAAGAUUAAAUGAAGAAUUAAAAGAAAAAGAAAAAAAACUAAUUGAAAAAGAAAAAGAAUUACAAUUAUCAGUUCAAUUAUUAAAAUCGAGUUCAUCUGAACAAGUAGAUUCACAAGAUCUUAGAAUAAGUGAAAACAAACUUAAACAUAGAGUGGAAGAGUUGGAGAAAGAGAUUGGAGACAUUGAAGAGUCUAAAAAGAGUCACAACGAACAACUUGCAUCGGUGCAAGAAAAACAUAAAGAGACUAUGCGUGAACUAGAGGCAUCGCUUGCACAAUUGCGUGGCAACGAAGAGUCUCAUCGUCAAGAGUCCGAGGCAUUGAUGGGGGAGAUUGACAGUAUGGGCAAGGAAUAUGAAAAAAUGACGGAACAAAAUACACGUCUGAUGAAACAAUUGUCAGACAAGGAAGAUACACAUGCACAUCUCAUGGCAGAGAAUAUAAAGGCGCAACAAGCCAUCAGAAUCUCGAGAGAGAGUCAAAUGGCCUCUGAGGACAAGGCCCUACGUAUCGAAGAAAAAUUAAAACAACAAAAUGAAUUGUUGUCCAAGAUGGAUGAAAAGGCUUCACAACUUCAAAAACAAUUGCUAAAGGUUAGCGAUGAUUUCCAAGCCUGUUCAUUUGAACUCGAAAAGUUUAAACGUAUCACUAGAGAAACCGCUGCUCAUUCACAAGAACUAAAGGUUCAAGUAGAUCAUCUUAGUCUUCAAAAUCAAGAAUGGCACAAAAAAGCUGAUGAAUCAAUUUUUGCUUUAGAAAGAGAAUCUGAUAGAGCUAAAAGAUUAGAAGAGGAUAAACAACAAUUAAAGAAAAAAUUAGAUAAAGCAAAUGCAAAUGCUCCAUCAUCGGUAUCGGCAUCAAAGGCUGAAGAGGAAUUAAAGAAUAUUAAUCAAAGACUUCGAUGUACAGUUUGCAAUGAUCGUCAAAAGAAUUAUGUCAUUGCCAAAUGUUUUCAUGUGUUUUGUAAGGAAUGUAUAUACUCAAAUAUUGAUACCAGAAAAAGAAAAUGUCCUAUUUGCAUGGGAACCUUUUCAGGUAACGAUGUUCAUCAAGUUUAUAUUUAA